Galdieria sulphuraria is the source of this 1615-nucleotide messenger RNA. Its product is annotated as aspartyl protease. The coding region runs from base 106 to 1587 and encodes 493 amino acids. Gene Ontology annotation, molecular function: aspartic-type endopeptidase activity. Lineage: Eukaryota; Rhodophyta; Bangiophyceae; Galdieriales; Galdieriaceae. The record is from RefSeq and is a predicted model, not a curated record. Gene Ontology annotation, biological process: proteolysis. The transcript is spliced from 6 exons.
AGAACAAGGAUUAAGAUUCUUUCCACAUCGAAAAUUCUAAUUGAAUUCCACUGCAAAUCUAGAAAAUUUGCUUGAGCAAAAGAGUUGUGGUUCAACUGCGUCAUCAUGAAGAUCAAGAGCUUGCUUUGUGUCCUAUUUUAUUCAUUGUUGAUAUUUUCGUUUUUUGAACCAUGUUUUGCAAACUUUAUUAGUUCCAGCGAAGGCUUACGUCGACUUGAAGUUAAACGUGUUGCAAACAGUUUUGAGACCCUUGUUUCUAAGGACAGGCAUCGUUGGUCUUCCAGAACGAAAGCUCUUUCGUGGAAAGCAUUGCAAGAAUAUGGAAAGGAUUUGCAGGCAGAGAAGCAAGAAUUAUCACCUCUGGCAAAUUCGAGAUAUAAAGAAAUGUCUCUCCAUGGAAAUGUGAUACCAGAUGGUGGAUACUAUGUUGAUUUAGAAAUUGGUGGACAAAAAACUGCUGCUCAAAUUGAUACUGGAAGCUCCAACUUGAUAAUACCCAUCCGCGGUUGUAAAGGUUGUAGUUCUGAGGGUAUGAUUGACAUAAGUCAGAGCCCUUCAGGAUUCGUCAUACCCUGCAAUUCAUCUUCUUGCAACUCAAAGACUUGUAGUUCUCAACUUUGUAUCACCGAAAGCUGUUCGAAGACAAAUAAUGCCUGUUGUUACGAGGCACUCGGUGUAUCAGGCUGUUUCUUUUUGAUAGUUUAUGGCACCGGGGCAGCUGCUGGAGUCUACUUUAACGAUACUGUGCAGAUAGCUGGGUUCUCAACCAGAGCAACUAUUGGUGGAAUAUUACGUAAUGUAUCAGAUUAUCCCGUUGGAAAGGCAACUGGUGUAAUAGGUAUGGCGUUUAAAGGUGCAAGUUGCAAUCCUUCUUGUGCCACGCCGCUUUUUGAAGACCUUGUUCGAACGAAUAACCUUUCUGAUAUAUUCUCAAUCCGGCUGGGAAACGAAGGUGGAUCUCUCACAUUAGGCGGUAUAGACCAUAGUUUAUAUAGUGGUGAUAUUCAUUAUAUUCCUCUAAGACAUGGAGCGAACUCUUUAUUGUAUGACUUGAGUUGUAAAGGUAUUAAAAUAGGCAAUAGUAGCUUGAUAUCAACUAGCUCUGGAGCUGUUGUUGAUUCAGGCACAACGACUCUCGUAUUUGAUUCAAAAUAUUUUGAAGACGUGAAAAAGUAUUUUCAGUCUAAUCUGUGUGACAUUCCGCUAGUCUGUUCGAAUAGUUCGGUAUCUGAAACCAUCUUCACUGGAGGCGGAGGUGUUUGUGGUUUUUUCUCUUCUAGCGACAUUGAAAAAUUUCCUACAAUAACUAUCGAGAUAACAUCCAAUUUUCAUAUCAGUCUUGAACCAAAAGACUACAUGCUGCAAGUUCCUCUCAGUGAUAUUGAAAGUAAUGGUAAUACAACCAUUCCUGAGAAGUCAAGAACAAGUUCUUCUGGUGAUAAUGCGUAUUGUUUUACCAUUUUGGAAUUCCCAGGUUUGGAGUCCUCUGAAGGCUAUAGUAUGAUUUUGGGAGACACCGUGUUAAAAAACUAUUACGUUGUUUUUAACCGCGAAAAUUACAGUGUUGGAUUUGCUAGUUUAUCAUGAAAAUAUUUCCAUCUUCUCAGGAUAGCAA